GAAAAGACUACAAGUUCCAGGAGCCAGCGCGAGCUUUUGGCGGGAGAUUUGCCGUCGGUGGUUAUUUUCGGAGGGAACUGACUGAGGUCCAGUCUGCUCUACCUCCGGCUCCUGAUUCGCCACCACUGGCUGAACCAGGCCAGUGGGUAAGAAUUAAAGAACCGUCUCCUGCUUGCACCGAACCCAAAUGGUCCAUACCUCGCCAAGUACUCCUAAGCACUCCAACGGCCGUGAAAGUGGAAGGUGUUAAAGUGUGGGUUCACGGAUCCAGGGUUAAGCACGUUUGCAAGGCCUCCGAGUGGUGGCAAGCCUAGCAGCUAGAAGGACUCAAGCUGAAGCUUUGCCUCACUCCAGCUUCCCCCACUGACCUGUUCUCCUAAAUGGACUAGACACACAUUGAAUACGCUUGAUUUGCUGUGUUUGCUGUUUUCUUGAUUUGCUGCUGGUGGUUUCCCUGCAAGUUCCUGGGACAAAGAAGUGAUGGCGCCCACCUUUACUUUGGCUCAACAACUUAUCUUAACAUUUUUGAUCCUAGGGACUUCUACACCCAAAGCUGAAGUCUCCCGGUCUCAGUGUGAGCAAUGUUUGGUCACUACCCGCCGCGGAAACAAGGUCACAAAGACCCUCGUCUACCAUUCCCACUACAAUUGUAAGGAGCAAACCACGUCCUGUGUCCACAACACCACCAGUUAUGAGAUUUGUCCCAAUAAUGGAAGUCCCAUAUGCUUCAACCCCCAUGGAACGGGGGCAGACCCCUAUGGUCAGAUUGAAAUCAAAAUCACAAAAACAGUACACCAGCCUCAGCGAUUUACUGUGUUCCAUUCGUUUUAUGAGGAAAUGGAAACAAAAAUGAACAUUCCCUCGGUAACAAAAAAUCUUUUUAUAGAUUUAGCUGAGAGAAUUGUGUCCUCCCUCAAUGUAACCAACUGCUAUGUUUGUGGAGGAGCCAAUGUGGGAGAACAGUGGCCAUGGGAGUCUAGGGAAGUAAACCUGACCACCCUACACCAAAUGAACCUCACCUGGUCCUCUGUGGACCGGCCCCGUGAGUGGAAUCUGAAAACCUCGAUCAUCGGUAACACUUGCUUUCAAAGGACUAGCUCACGACUUGUUACAAUCCCCUUGGGGGACUUGGUCUGUCAAAAUGUAUUAGCCGCCAAUGACAGUGCCACCUGGUGGUCAGGGACAAAUGGAAGUCGCCCUGAUAACCCAUUUUCUUCUUAUAAGCAGUUGUCCUCCAUCUGGGACCGCCUACAUGAUGCAUCCUUCUCCUGGCCAGCCCCAGAUGGAUUAUUUUGGAUUUGUGGGAAAAAGGCUUACGUGUCCCUCCCAGAGAAAUGGAGCGGGACUUGUGUCUUGGGCACCAUCAAUCCCAGUUUCUUCCUUUUACCCAUUGUUCCGGGAAAGAGACUUGGUGUCCAAAUGUCUGACGAGAUAGGUCAAAGACAAAAAAGGUCCCUACAGAUUACCAGCCAGAAUACUUGGGGAAAUGAUGACUGGCCUACAGAGAGAAGUAUCCAGAUAUAUGGCCCAGCAACCUGGGCAGAGGAUGGGAUGAAUGGCUAUAGAACCCCAAUCUAUCUCCCAAACCACUUGAUUCGUCUUCAAGCUGAUGUUGAAACUAUCACCAAUGCUAUGAGCACAUCCCCUGAACUGCUUGCUAAGUCUAACACCCAAAUUCCUACUGCUGCCUACCAGAAACGUCUCGCCUCAGACUAUUUGCUUGCUCAAGAAGAUGGAGUUUGUAGGAAAUGCAACCCUAGCAACUGCUGCAUAAAAAUUGAUGAUACUACUAAAAUGAUAAAGGAGAUCACUGACAGUAUGAUGAAAGUUGCACACGUCCCAGUGCAGACUUGGAAUGGGGCAGUUGACUUCAACUCGUUUGGCGGUAUCUUCUCUGGUUGGAAAAGGAUUGGGUUUCUAGUGCUGUUAGCUUUGGAGGUCUCCUCCUCUCCUGUUUCAUUGCACUGAUCCAGCGUGUGGUCUGGUCCACCAUCACUGGGAUGACAGUCAACCUCAUCAGUGUCCGCUCACUCUCCUGAGAAACCGGCAAAGGUUAUGGUCCUCCAUACCAUCUCCAAAGAGUUCACCCUCCUGGUCAAUCAUUGACAGGAAGCAUCCUGUCCUGAAGUAAAGGGAGGAAUGAAGGGAUAUUAGUUAUAUAGUUAUUACAAAUUAGUCAUAGUUUAAUUCCUACUAUCUUGCUCCUUGCUUUCUCGCUUGUUUCUUGCUUCUUCGCUGACACCAGGGACAGCCUUGCUCAAUAGAUAAGAAGGGUAGAGCACAGAGCUGCCCACGGUUGAUUCAAAAUAGAUGAGGACACGAAUGCACAAGCCUAUAAGGAAUGCUGUAUAGAUAAGCAGGGCAUGGACAAGGAAUGCUCAAUGGGUGGGUGACAAACUUUUGUCUGAUUGGCUACAUGAAUGUAUAAGAUGUUCGCCACACUCUUCUCAGGUGUGACUCUUCCUUUCAUGCUUAUUGCUUGUGUGCAGUGGAACUGUCCACCCAGCUAUUUUGCUUUAUUAAAUAAAAUAUGUUACUUUUUCUAA
Molecule: messenger RNA, 2546 nt
Organism: Pantherophis guttatus
Lineage: Eukaryota; Metazoa; Chordata; Lepidosauria; Squamata; Colubridae
Product: endogenous retrovirus group 3 member 1 Env polyprotein-like
Source: RefSeq, a predicted model, not a curated record